UUAAGGUGCUAGGUUCUGCUUGCUACUUGAAUACUUUCAUGGAGACGGUGGCGCAUCGUCAAUGUCGGGGAUCGCAUUGAUACCUGAGGCACCAAACAAUCCCGUGAUUGAUGACUAACAAUAUGGUCGACUGUUUGGAGUCAAUGCUGGGGAAAUACUGCGUAGUAUGCAUGACUAUGAAGCACACAUUGACCGGAGGUUUAGAUGUGGAACGCAGAAAGCAUGUGGUUGAAAAACUAGGCAAUCAUAAGCCCUGUCCAAUUGAUGUCGAUUCGAGAUCAAUGGUAUGGAUGGAUAUGGGAUCCAUAAUUUUGAUGAUGGGAAUGUUGACAGCCGGAUAUCACGUGAUAUUAACAUGGGCCCCAGUGAUGGAUACAUGCGGACUUGGUUGAAUGACCGUCGGUAUGACGGUGGUGAUAUUGCUGAUGGCUGUCUUAUCUCCUAUCCUCUUACGCGCCUAGAUUGCUUUGAUUUUCCCAUUUUGUAAUAUUGUAGCAUAUGCUUGUAAAGAAUCGUGGUAACAACAACCACAUCCAGCCGGUAGUUUCACGUCCGGGAUGCAGAUAGAUAAAAGAUAGGCGCCCUUAGCAGUUAGCAGAGAGCGAUCUCCGCACACCCAAGGCCAAUAACCGGAGAACAAGAAGG
This is a messenger RNA of Aspergillus vadensis CBS 113365, 645 nucleotides long. RefSeq lists its product as uncharacterized. The transcript has a single exon. NCBI's taxonomy places the organism in Eukaryota, Fungi, Ascomycota, Eurotiomycetes, Eurotiales, Aspergillaceae. The record is from RefSeq and is a predicted model, not a curated record. Bases 123 to 392 code for a protein of 89 amino acids.